This is a messenger RNA of Paraphaeosphaeria sporulosa, 897 nucleotides long. RefSeq lists its product as uncharacterized. NCBI's taxonomy places the organism in Eukaryota, Fungi, Ascomycota, Dothideomycetes, Pleosporales, Didymosphaeriaceae. The record is from RefSeq and is a predicted model, not a curated record. The transcript has a single exon. The annotation marks the transcript as partial.
AUGUCGCAGCUCAUCGAUUCACUUAUGGAAAAUUAUUACAUCCCACCAAUUAUCUUCAACAGACAAACAGACAACGAGACAGGAGAGACAACUCUUGUCUGUGUCGAUGGAAAGCAGAGGCUAUCAUCAGUCCAAGCUUUCGUGCGGGGAAUUAUUCCCUGUACAGACCAUCAAGGGGAGAAGUGGUGGUUCGAAAAUGCACAAGUGCAGGGCAAGAACAAGAAUCUUUUCUCAGAGACUGAGCGAGGGGAUUUUCUAAACAAAGAUUUCGUCACAUUUGAGUAUGUGAACCUCGAACCACAACAGGAAGAGGACCUGUUCGCUCGCGUACAGAUGGGCAUGCCCUUAUCGGUAGCAGAGAAAAUGCGCGCUACAUCAGGAUCUUGGCAAGACUUAGCACGCCACUUUAUUAGCGACUUCCCAGUCAUAUACUCGCUUCAGAAGGACCGGAUGCGAGCGAAAGACUUCCAGCUGACACUCUCAUGCUUCAGCCAGAUACUGGAAGUUCAACACCCAACACCAUCGGACGGACUACCGAUGCACAAAUCGGGUCACACCCAUUUAGCUAAAUUAGUAGGGAGGGAUAGCUUCUUAGACGAUGAUCUCAAGUCACAUCUGGCAUGCGUUUGGAAAACAUUCAAGGACCUCAUUGAGCUGGAACCCAAUGUUUUCACAAACGCAGAUAAGAGGCUCAAGGGCGUACAGACCUUUGCACCUGUUGAGAUGAUAGCGGUCACAGUGCUUAUCUCAGUCCACAUCGACACAAGUCACAACAGACUCCUUGAAGUUAUCCGCUCUCUGCGGGAGAAUCUGCGUGAGAACUUUAGUGACUUGAGGGUCAACGGCUACAUGUGGAAGGCCGUCUGGUCAUUCAUCGACAACUUGAACAAGAAUCGA